AUGGCAUCUGCUCUCACCGUCCUCCUCCUCGGGCAAGAAUUUCUCAAACCCACCAUCUGGGUGAGCCCCAGCAGGGUGGUGGCACUCGGGGGAAGCGUCACCAUCCGCUGUGAGGGUCAGGACCCGGGCAUGGAGUUCUUUCUGCGUAAAGCUGGACACCCGAACCCGCAGGUGCAGACGGUGCCUAAUGGGACCGUGGCUGAAUUUCCCAUCGCCAACGUCAGCCGGGAAGAUGGAGGGAGCUACACCUGCGACUAUCGCUCCAUAACGGAACCGAGUAACUCAUCCUAUCCCAGCGACCCCGUCAAGGUCAUUGUAGGAGAGCCCAGCUACCCCAAACCCACCAUCUAUGGGAUCCCCAGCGAGAGGAUUUCCUUGGGGGUAACCGUGAACAUCUGGUGUAAGAGGCAGCACCAGGCCGUGCGGUUUGUGCUGAAUAAAGAGGGACGUCAUUUCACAAGUAUGGAUGCGAACUCAGAGGCUCUGUUUCCCAUCAUCAACGUGCGCCGGGAGGACGGCGGGAUCUACAGCUGCUCCUAUCACAGCAGAUUGGAACCGUUCAACGUGUCGUAUCCCAGUGACCCCAUGGAGCUGGUGGUGACAGAUCCCAGCUUACGCAGACCCAACAUCUCUCUGAGCCUCACUGGGGUCAUGGCCCCAGGGGCAGACGUCACCAUCCGGUGUCAGGAGCUGCGCCGGGACGUGAGGUUCUUCCUGCACAAGGUUGGAGACCGGAACCCGCAGCAACACAUGGACCCUGCUGGGGCCGGGGCCGAGUUCCGCAUCCCCAGCGUGGGCCGGCAGCACGGAGGGAGCUACAGCUGCAGCUACCGGCCCCGGUUAGAGCCCUUCGUCUCCUCGCAGCCCAGCGACCCCAUGGAGCUGGUGGUAGCAGAGCCCACUCUGCCCGAGCCCUCCAUCAGCCCCAGCGGGAACGUCUCCCUGGGGGGAUCUGUGUCCGUCCGGUGUCAGGGGCUGCGCCCGGGUGUGAGGUUCGUGCUGAAUAAAGGGAGACGCCAUGUUGCACACGUGGAUACGGAGAGGUUGGAGUUUGUGUUUCCCAUCAACAACGUGCAGCGGGAGCAGGGCGGGAACUACAGCUGCUCCCAUCACCACAGAUCGGAGCCAUUCACCGAGUGGAGCGACCCCGUGGAGCUGGUGGUGAGAGGAUAAGGACCAGCCCCAAGACAGAGCUGAUGAGACCCCAGCUCUGCUCCCCACCCUGAUCUACCUGCCCUGGAAUUCAGGACUCCUGGUUUCUCUCCCUGGCUCAGGGAGGGGAGUGGGAUCUAAUGGGUAGAUAA
This is a messenger RNA of Mauremys reevesii (Reeves's turtle), 1304 nucleotides long. Its product is annotated as immunoglobulin superfamily member 1-like. Bases 1 to 1173 code for a protein of 390 amino acids. The transcript has 6 exons. Lineage: Eukaryota; Metazoa; Chordata; Testudines; Geoemydidae. The record is from RefSeq and is a predicted model, not a curated record.